This is a messenger RNA of Moesziomyces antarcticus, 1560 nucleotides long. RefSeq lists its product as uncharacterized. The coding region runs from base 1 to 1560 and encodes 519 amino acids. The transcript has a single exon. The record is from RefSeq and is a predicted model, not a curated record. Lineage: Eukaryota; Fungi; Basidiomycota; Ustilaginomycetes; Ustilaginales; Ustilaginaceae.
AUGGCAUCGCCGCUCUCGUCGUCGCAGACGGCGCCCUCGCGCGUGCAGGUGCCCAGCAACUUGGCCCAGCUGCGCGCGUUUCUCGCCGACCCGCCGCUGUCGCCGCGCUCGCGCGUGCUGGCACGAUCGUUCGCACUGGGCUACUCGGCCAACGCGGUGCUCGAUGGCAUCCUUCCUCUGGCGCUGCGCAAAAAGUCGCCGCGCGACGCACUGCGUGCAUUCGUCUCGCUCACCUCCAUCCGCUCCGGCGCCGUGCUCGCGCUCUUCUCCGCGAUCUAUCGCGCGCUGCUGGCGCACUUGACGCGGCUGCGACUCCAGCUGCUCGCACGAUCCUUCAACCGCGAUCGGCUCGACUAUGCCGUGACACGCGACAGGAUCAAGGCGCGCAUGGCGCGCGUGCUCGAGUCCGCCGCGCUUGUGCCGUUCGCCGCCGCCCUGGCUGCAUCGAGCGUGCUGGCGGCCUUCCCGAUCCCGUCGCUGCGCAGGUCGAUGGCGCUGUGGCUCAGCACCAAGGCGGUGGAGAACCUGUAUACGCAUCUGCGUGCGGUCAAGUCGCGCUCGGUCAGCUGGGUGCCAGACUGGAUCGGAGGCGCCUUCUUCUACGCGAUCGCCAACGGCCAGCUGCUGUGGACGUUCCUCUUCGAGCCGAGCUGCUUCCCCGCUUCGUACGGACGCGUGAUCCUGGCGCGCAGCACAUCCUACAUCCCACCCCGACCUGCGGGGCUGCCGACGUCGAUCCCCUGGCCUGCACCGCGCGAUGUGGCCGAUACCAUCGCUCUGCUCUCCACACCCACGCGCACCACAGCAGCAUAUCCCGCGUUCAAAGCGCCGGUGCUGUCGGCACUCACGCCGUCCAGGUAUCCCACCACCAAGUACGCGCUCAUCAAUCCUGUGCUCGACUAUGCACCUGCGCAUCCGGCGCACUCGCGGCUGCUGUGUGCGCUGCUGCAUCCUACCGAGCCAUCGUGCUCGCGCAACUUCCUCGGCUUCUUUGCACGCGAGUGGCAGGCCUCGGCCAAGUUCGUCGCCGUCUUUACUGCCGCCGCCCAGCUGUUAUCUUAUCGCAAGGUGCUCAAGGAUCCAGAGACGGCGCUGUUCCGCUUUGCGCUCGCGGUGGUGCAGGGAGCUACGGUGAUUUCAGGCAGUAUCGGGACUGCCUGGGGGCUUACGUGCUUCUUCCAGCACUACCUCCCGCGUACACUGCUGCCCACCAAGCGGUACUUCCUCAACGGCUUCCUGAGCAGCGUUUUCAUUCUUGCUGUCCCGCAUGCAAGACGUGCACAGCUCGGCUCGUAUGUGACACGACAGUCGAUCGAUGCCAGUCUUGGCGUUGCCAAGCGCAGAGGGUGGGUGAAGAGCGUCCCGCAUGCCGAUACCGCCGUGCUGGCGCUGGGGCUCGCAACGCUCACGGCGCUGUACGAGACAAGGCCAAAGGCGGUCGAGAGCUCGGUGCGAAAGUCGCUCUGGCUGCUGCUCGGCACCUCCGCCACCGCCGAUACCCACAAGCAGGCCGAGCUCGAGUGGAAGCCCGACCAAGUCAAGCACGCCAAGGCGCAGUAG